Molecule: messenger RNA, 1887 nt
Organism: Colletes gigas
Lineage: Eukaryota; Metazoa; Arthropoda; Insecta; Hymenoptera; Colletidae
Gene: RnrS
Product: ribonucleoside-diphosphate reductase subunit M2
Exons: 7
Coding region: 140-1231 (363 amino acids)
Biological process (GO): deoxyribonucleotide biosynthetic process
Cellular component (GO): cytosol
Molecular function (GO): ribonucleoside-diphosphate reductase activity, thioredoxin disulfide as acceptor
Source: RefSeq, a predicted model, not a curated record
AACAUGUGCUCGAUGUAAUUCAAGUGUCGAAAAAUUUGUGAAUUUUACGAAAGAAUUAUGUUCAUAAAUGGUAUUAAAGGUUUUUCUGUGUGGAUUGAAGAAACUAGGGAAGUAUUGCUUUUAAUGAAAUAUAUGUGGCAUGUUAUCACCUAGCAAAUUAUGUGCUUUGCUGAAUAUUUCUGAUGUAAAUGGCGCUAAAAGUGUGGAGGCUAAAACCAAAGCUGUAAGGAAAGUACAAAUGAACGAAAAUGAUUUUAAUGUGGAAUUGGAACCGUUGCUUAAGAAUAACCCUCGAAGAUUCGUGGUCUUCCCCAUACAGUGGCCUGAUAUUUGGCAAAUGUACAAAAAAGCUGAAGCCUCCUUUUGGACUGUAGAAGAAGUUGAUCUCUCGAAGGAUGUUGCAGAUUGGAAUAGUUUAAAUAACAACGAGAGGCAUUUUAUAUCUCACGUGUUGGCAUUUUUUGCAGCCUCCGAUGGCAUUGUCAACGAGAAUCUUGUUGAACGAUUUAGUCAGGAGGUGCAAGUAACAGAGGCACGUUGCUUCUAUGGUUUUCAAGUUGCCAUGGAAAAUGUGCAUUCAGAAAUGUAUUCUUUGUUGAUCGAUACUUAUAUUUUGGACAUAAAAGAAAGAGACUUUUUAUUCAACGCGAUUGAAAAUUUACCAUGCGUUGCAAAGAAAGCUAAUUGGGCGCUAAAUUGGAUAAACCACGAAACCGCCACUUUUCCUGAACGCGUAGUUGCAUUUGCUGCGGUGGAAGGUAUCUUUUUCAGUGGCAGUUUUGCCGCUAUUUUUUGGUUAAAGAAACGAGGUCUUAUGCCAGGACUAACGUUUAGUAAUGAACUUAUUUCUAGAGAUGAGGGAUUACAUUGUGAUUUUGCAUGUUUAUUGUUUAAACAUAUUGUACAGAAACCGUCUACUAAACGAAUCGUGUCAAUCAUUAAAGAUGCUGUUGAAAUUGAACAAGAAUUUUUGACGGACGCUUUACCAGUUGAAAUGAUCGGCAUGAAUUGUAAACUCAUGUGUCAGUACAUUGAAUUUGUUGCAGAUAGAUUACUCAUUGAACUGGGUUGUGAAAAGAUUUACAUGUCUAAGAAUCCAUUCGACUUCAUGGAGCACAUUUCCCUAGAAGGUAAAACUAAUUUUUUUGAAAAGAAAGUUGGAGAAUAUCAAAAGUGGGGGGUCAUGCAAGACAAAAUCGAAAGUAAUUUUACGGUUAAUGCUGACUUUUAAUUGAAUAGACAGACAAUACAAAGGCUGACUUUUGUUUUAAUAUGCAGUCUCUCGUCCUAUAAUCUCUUUUAUUUAAAUGACGUAAUAGUACUUAGUUUAUACAUGUAUUUUCAUGGAUUAAGUCCCAAUCAUCGCGAAAUAUGGAAAAUACGUUUUUUUAUGUGAAAUGAACUGGAUCGAUAUAAUUAGGAUCUAAAAAUUAAUGUUAGUUUUUAUUUUUGUUCUGACAUUGCCCUUUGUGUAGUAUUAUCAAAUGGAUACAAAAUAUGUAAUUAUUGUCCAACAAGAGCAAAUCAUUUUUAUUCUCAUUUGACACGAUUACGAAUUUAAGACUAUAAGAUGAUAUUUUUAAUCGAAUUUGAGUCGAAGGUGCAUGAAAAUCCGUAUUUAAAACAAACAUUUGAGAACAGAAACUCUACGAAUGUUUCAAUACUAGCCUAAAAUGGCUUUUGUAUGUAUGUACAUAAUUUAUUAAAAUAAAAAAUGUGAAUUGUAAACAGCUGCUAAUAACUUUUAUGGUUUGAGGCCAAUAGUAAAUAUUUUCGAUGAAAUUUUUAUUUUAAAACUUUAUACAUAAUAAAUAUAAUUCGCAAAGUAUGUGCCUCGUUAGCAAAAAAUACAACCAGUACCUGUAAAACAUGAUUAUAUACAAAAUA